This is a messenger RNA of Colossoma macropomum (tambaqui), 804 nucleotides long. Its product is annotated as caspase-6-like. Lineage: Eukaryota; Metazoa; Chordata; Actinopteri; Characiformes; Serrasalmidae. Gene Ontology annotation, cellular component: cytoplasm. Bases 1 to 804 code for a protein of 267 amino acids. The record is from RefSeq and is a predicted model, not a curated record. Gene Ontology annotation, biological process: proteolysis; apoptotic process. The transcript is spliced from 5 exons.
AUGACUAUGCUUAAUUUUUUUUCCAGUGCUUUCAGCCUCAAUCCUGCUGAGGAAAACAACAUGGACCACAAGAACCGAGGCCUAGCACUCAUAUUCAAUCAGGAGCGCUUCUACUGGCAGCUAAUGUUGAACAGUCGUUCUGGGACGGCCGCAGACAAAGAACAUCUUAAAAAGAGGUUUAUAGGCUUGGGGUUUGAUGUGAAAGUUUACGAUGAUUACAAUAAAGAUGAAAUUUUCAAAAUAAUCACUGAAGCUGCAGGUCGUAAUCACAUGGAUGCAGACUGCUUUGUCUGCAUUUUCUUGAGCCACGGUGAAAAUGGCCAUGUCUAUGCCUAUGAUGCAGAGAUUCACAUCCAGGAUAUCACAGCACUUUUCAGAGGAGACAAGUGUCCAAGCCUCAUAGGAAAACCCAAAAUAUUCAUCUUACAGGCGUGUCAUGGGGACAAACACGAUGACCCGGUCACUCCAAUGGAUGUGGUGGAUAAUAAUAAGAUCAAUAAGGUUGUUGUGGAUGCUGGGGUAGUGUACACACUGCCUGUGGGUGCUGACUUCAUCAUGUGCUAUUCUGUAGCUGAGGGUGACAAAUGUAAUGUUCCUCUGUGUAUCCAGGAUCUGUGUUUGAUUUUGCAUCAGUACGGCUCUGCACUGGAGUUCACUGAGCUUCUGACGCUCGUCAGUCGCAAAGUGUCCCAACGCAGUGUGGGAAACUGCAGUGACCGCUCUGCCAUUGGCAAGAAACAGGUGCCCUGCUUUGCCUCCAUGCUGACCAAGAAACUUUACUUCAGACCCAAGAAAGGAAACUAG